Messenger RNA from Botrytis fragariae, 330 nucleotides. RefSeq lists its product as uncharacterized. Lineage: Eukaryota; Fungi; Ascomycota; Leotiomycetes; Helotiales; Sclerotiniaceae. The transcript is spliced from 2 exons. The record is from RefSeq and is a predicted model, not a curated record. The coding region runs from base 1 to 330 and encodes 109 amino acids.
AUGAGAUCAAGAAUUAAGAAGACGCCGGGGCCAGGGAGGCUUAAUGGAUGCUUGGAAGAGCUCCAAGAAGCGCAUGUUCUCGGUGACAGACGAUAUGCAAAAUUUGUUGUUGGAAGGCGAGAUUGGGUUGUGUAUGGAGGAAUUGAUGGUCUUAUAUUUGAGUGGAGUGGGAGUGGAUUCAGAGGUGCAAAAGGUAUCGGUACAGCAGAGGAAUGGGUAGGUAUAGAAAGCGACAAGGAAGGUUACACAAGCAUGUGCAUUGUGCGGACAACAUCAACUGAUCGAUCCCCUUGUCUUUCCUUGGAUCGUCUCGGAAUUGGAUUAAAAUGA